AUCAAACUUUUGACGAAUACAUACAUCCCCAGAACUGACUUACACCACCUAACUAUUCACACAUGCACGCAAGAUGUCUCACACCAACGGCGCAAACGCUGCAAAUCGCCAACGCGACACAAUCGCCAACUCCCUGAUCCUGCUCCUCAAGAAGCUCGAUCCCCAACUCGACAUCUCCCACUUCGCGAAACACGAACUCCCACGACGCGGCGACAUUGAUCAAGGACAGCUCACAGGUAACCUCACAGGUAGCCAUACUCGCAUACCCGCCCCUCCCCCAUCCCCGUCCACUCGAUACAUCUGUGGGCAGGAAUCUCUACCGACUGGGGAGGAAUGUGCGGUUGGUGGACAGGAGUUCAACGUCAACCCCACGACCCCCGAAGCACGCGAAGAAGCGCAAUGGGCGCUCGCAGGCAGCGCAGCAUCGAUGCACGGGCAACCACGCGGAAGGGACUGGGUCAGCGGUGUGACAGCAUUCGCACUCGCAGACUUCAUCCUGGAAAGACUGGACUUGGAGGGCAAGGCGUACUCGAGCUCCGCGUAUGAGGAGUUGCAGGGGAGACAGGGUGUUCAGAGGGUAUAA
This is a messenger RNA of Macroventuria anomochaeta, 583 nucleotides long. RefSeq lists its product as uncharacterized. Lineage: Eukaryota; Fungi; Ascomycota; Dothideomycetes; Pleosporales; Didymellaceae. The coding region runs from base 74 to 583 and encodes 169 amino acids. The record is from RefSeq and is a predicted model, not a curated record. The transcript has 2 exons.